AUGGCUUGUGUCAAAUCCGUUAGCUAUGCUGUGAAGCUUAAUGGAGUACCUGGUGAUACCAUUAUCCCUUCAAGAGGAAUAUAUCAGGGUGACCCUUUGUCCUCUUACUUGUUCCUAAUAUGUGCUGAGGGUCUUUCUUUUUUACUGAAACAAGCUAAAAAUAGGGGUAUCUUGAGGGGGGUAGCAGCUUCGAGGGGAGAUUCAAAGGUUGGGACUUCUCCAUCUCACAUUUGGAGGAGCAUCUGGUCUGCUAUGGAUGUAGUCAAAGCUGGAUCUGUUUGGAGGGUGGGGAAUGAUAUGGAUGCUCGAGUUGCUGGUUUAAUUAACUCUGGGACUCGUGAGUGGAAAGCAGAUCUCAUAGACGCUGUUUUCAAUUUAGAGGAAAGCAAAUUAAUCUUAAGCUUGCCAAUUAGUAUUCGGGGUUCCAGUGAUAAGCUUAUAUGGGUGGUAGCCUUAAAUGGGAUUUUUUCAGUUAAGAGUGCUUAUUUUGUUGCUUAUGAGUUACAGAGUAUGCAUAAGGGGCAGUCUUCUAAUGCUUCGGGGUUGGAGGCUCAAUGGAAAAAGAUUUGGGGUUUGCAGGUCCCAGGGAAAGUAAAACAAGUGUUAUGGAAAGCUCUUAAUGAUAUUCUACCUACAAAGGCUGCGCUGGUUAAAAAACAGGUUUUGCAAGAUGGCUUGUGUCCUAUCUGCACUAGAGAGGAGGAAUCAGUCUUGCAUGUAUUAUGGACAUGUCCUGCAGCAACUGAUGUAUUGGGAGACUCAUCUAGUCCUGUGAAGAAAUGGCACUCAAAUUUUGUAGAUUUUUCUUAUUUAUGGGGCAACUUGUCUAUGAAACUAGAGGGACAACACUUGGAACAAGUUGUAGUAGUCUGUCAUAAGUUGUGGGCUAGACGAAACAGAUGGGUGUUUGAACAAAUCUUCCAAGAUCCAGCUUCUCUUUUUAUGGCUGCGUUGAAUGAGCUUGAAAUUUUCCAGGCAGCAGGAAAUAUACAGCAGCAGCAAAAUUCUGCUGCAGCAGUUCAACAGCAUCAACUUUCUGCAGCAGGUAGUAUACAGCAGGAGCAAAAUUCUGCAGCAGCAGUUCGGCAGCAGCAAUUUUCUGCAGCAGGUAGUAUACAGCAGCAGCCAAAUUCUGCAAUAGCAGUUCAACAGCAACGGUUCGAUAGUAAUUGCAUGGGGAUUGGAAUUGUUUUGAGAGAUGGAAGGGGUGAUAUAGAGGUGGUGCUGGCUGCACCAAAGGCUCACGUUCCUUCAGCUUUUCAUGCAGAAUGUUAUGCCUUGUUAAGAGCUAUGCAACUGUGUAGAGAGUUGGGCUUUUCACACAUGGUGUUCGAAGGUGAUGCAAAACAGGUCAUUGAUUGUGUUACUAGCAAGUGCUCGAAUUGUUCUUGGAAGGGGCAGCUUGUAGAAGACAUCUAA
Messenger RNA from Carya illinoinensis, 1419 nucleotides. RefSeq lists its product as uncharacterized. Gene Ontology annotation, molecular function: RNA-DNA hybrid ribonuclease activity; nucleic acid binding. The coding region runs from base 1 to 1419 and encodes 472 amino acids. The record is from RefSeq and is a predicted model, not a curated record. The transcript is spliced from 5 exons. NCBI's taxonomy places the organism in Eukaryota, Viridiplantae, Streptophyta, Magnoliopsida, Fagales, Juglandaceae.